Molecule: messenger RNA, 1323 nt
Organism: Capronia coronata CBS 617.96
Lineage: Eukaryota; Fungi; Ascomycota; Eurotiomycetes; Chaetothyriales; Herpotrichiellaceae
Exons: 5
Coding region: 1-1323 (440 amino acids)
Cellular component (GO): RNA polymerase II transcription regulator complex
Molecular function (GO): transcription cis-regulatory region binding; DNA-binding transcription activator activity, RNA polymerase II-specific
Source: RefSeq, a predicted model, not a curated record
AUGCAACAACCUCGCCCCGAUAUGGAUCCCUCCUGGACAGGACAAGACUAUGCGACCGACGCCACUUAUCACAAUGGGACCUCAGUUGAGGAGAGAAGCCCGCACACGAUGGGUAUGGGGUUUUUAAAGGGAUUUCAAGGAAUUCAGAAAAAGAUGACUAGAGACGGGCAACCGGCCAAGCGGCGAGGUCCCAAACCAGACAGUAAACCUGCCCAGACCCGGAGGCAAGAACUGAACCGACAAGCACAAAGAACCCAUCGCGAGAGGAAGGAAAAUUACAUCAAGGCACUUGAGCUGGAACUUGCGCGGUUGAAGGAAACGUUUGUCCUCGACCAAAACGCACGGUAUGCGACCAUUCAACAACAGAAGUUGAUUAUUGAGGACCAACAACGAGAAAUUCUGGCCUUGAGAGAGAUCCUAGCCAGCCGAGGAAUAACAUUCGAGAACGAACUGAAAAAUCGCAAGGCUGUAAUAGCCAUGAGACCAAAAAGAGAAGAGCUUUCCUUAAGCCCGCCCUCAAUGACUACUCUGAGUCCAACAUCGAUGGGUGGCAGGCCUCAUGGGUAUCAACAAGUGAUGCCCGGACCGCCUUCGACCAGUACAGGCUAUUCCCCCCAAACCUACAUCAACGGUGGUCCUCUGAGUGUCUCCGGACUCUCUCCUGGUACAACACACCAUAGCCAUUCCCCUCAAGGACCUGAAAUACAAGAGAUGGCGCCCAUCAAACAGGAAUCUGAAGGCAUAUCGGAUAUGCCCCGGCCCGGCGCUGGAAUCUUCGAACGAGAGCCACAACUGGGCGUUGAUUUCAUUUUAAGACUUGAGCAUAUUUGUCGCGAUCACGAAGAAUAUCUUGUUCGAAGGUCAUUUGACUCACCAGAUGACGACGGAGCACAGUUCUCCGGUCAUGCGUUGAUGGCAUCGUGUCCCCCACCCAGCCACAUUGAGCGUGUUCCAGCUCAAAAUGGCGGCUUGGUUCCCACGUAUGACCACAAAGUACCCGAUGCCGAGUCAGUACAGAUAUUGAACAACCUACUCAAUCUGAGUAAGUCUUUAACUGGGAGCGCAAUACCAAGUGGACAAGUCACCCCCAUUAUGGCGUUGCAAUCACUCAAAGGCCACCGUAAUUAUGGCACCCUCACAAGAGAGGAUGUGCUGGGAAUGGUUGAGGCCAUUAAGAGUAAGGUCAGAUGCUAUGGCUUUGGCGCCGUGAUGGAGGACUUUGAACUGCGCGACGCUCUGUCCGGCAUUUUUGCAACAAAACCCGAGACAUACGAUCAACUGGAGACGGACUACACGGCGGAGAUUGAUGAAAUGUAUUCAUAG